This is a messenger RNA of Penicillium malachiteum, 1947 nucleotides long. Its product is annotated as Zn(II)2Cys6 transcription factor. NCBI's taxonomy places the organism in Eukaryota, Fungi, Ascomycota, Eurotiomycetes, Eurotiales, Aspergillaceae. The coding region runs from base 1 to 1947 and encodes 648 amino acids. The transcript is spliced from 2 exons. Gene Ontology annotation, molecular function: zinc ion binding; DNA-binding transcription factor activity, RNA polymerase II-specific. Gene Ontology annotation, biological process: regulation of DNA-templated transcription. The record is from RefSeq and is a predicted model, not a curated record.
AUGACAAAAGGGUGCUAUACAUGUCGACGCCGUCGCAUUAUCUGCGACAAUGGCCAGCCCACCUGUCGAAAAUGCCGAGAUGCGGGGAAAGAAUGUCUGGGCUACCAAAAACCAUUGGUAUGGGUCAAGGGUGGGGUUGCUAGUCGAGGCAAAAUGAUGGGUCGCAGUUUCGAUGAGAUGAAGAAGUCCUCUGGGAAGGAUAAACACCAGAAUCAAGCAGUAGCAAUGGCACAAACAUUCGAACCAGAUGUAUCCCAUAUCAACUCGGGAUUCUUUCCUAUACCUGAAUCCUCGUCUGAUACAGAUUCAUCUCCAAAUUCGGGGCCCCAGGCCAGUGCGGAGACAUAUUGGACACAGGAGGUUCUAGAUACAAGAGACUUUGAGGAAUAUUUUGGUUCUUUUGACGAGGCAGACUUUAUUGCUUCAAAUUUACUAAAUGAGCGGGAAAAUGCCAUGGUUCAUGUCCCACGAAGUACACCGAUGGAGUAUAUUCCAGCGCCAUGGGGAUUGGUUGAUCCAUUGCUGAAAGAUUUUAAUCACACUUCAAGAUUCUAUCUUAACCACUAUAACGAGUACAUGACGAACGAUUUCCUGAUUUACCCCCAGCUCAAGAACCCAUGGCGAGAUAUUAUCUCGCUAGUUGGUCACUCGCCGCUUCUAGCGCACGCAAUAUUGGCUAUAGGAGCCUUGCACUACUCGCUCGUAUCGAAUUCCGACUCCUCGAUGAUGCCUUGGUCAUCCCAUAAUCCCUUGAGUAUCGACGCUCCUUUGGCACCCGAGGAUAUCGAAAACAUGAUCACCCCAACAAGUUCUCGCCAAACGACUUCAAAAGCCUACCACCAUUUCUUGGAAUUCAAGCAGCGUACACUCCAUCAGCUAUCCAAGGCCCUAUCGAACCCUGCUACGCAAAAAGACGAUAUUACUUUGGCAGCUAUUGUCGUCCUUGCUCUUUUGGAUUUAUUCGAGUCUGGCAGCGGGGCAUGGAGCUAUCAUAUUGAAGGCGCGAAGAAACUAUUACGAAGUCGACCCGAGAACACCCUCGGUCAAGGCAUUGUCCAGGGACUUGAGGCAGUUGCCAUAGAUGGGUGCUUAAUCAUGGAGAUCAUGGGAUCCACGCUCGCACGUCCUGGGGCUCUCUCCAAGCCAUUUUACCCUCAAACCAUGGGACCAGCUAUGCUCAAACGUCUCGAGGAAACGUCCUGGGUUGGCUGUCCGGCCUACCUUCUCGAAGUGAUUUUCUUCGUCCACACACUAUGGUAUCCUGACUCUGAGCUCGCAGCCGCAGCUCCUAGACCCACAACUUUGGGAAUCUCCAUGCAACAAGGCCAACCACUCUCCCGAGAAUCAUAUGCUCAACUUCUCCAAGGAAUCCGAAGUUUCGACCCUGUCUCCUGGGCUCGAGAAAUGCAAACAUAUUUCUUCCUUGAUGAUCUCUCCCCACGCAUCGCCCUAGCUAGUGCUUACCAAGCCGCCGUUUACCUCUAUACUAGUCGUGUCCUCUCAAGAGCCCGAGAAGGAUACUCACCUCCGUGGACCGACACUAAUCUUCCCUCAGACCACUCCCAGGCCUCUCACGAUCUUAUAACCCGUAUUUGCUCUGUUCCUACCUCAGACCCCCAUUUCAAGUGUCUCAUAUGGCCGACUUUCAUUGCCGGUGCCGAAUGUCGACGUUUAGAGCAGCGUUCGCUUGUUCUUGAGAAGCUCGGCUUCCUCUAUCAAGCCGUUGCGAGUGUCAAUGUCCGCAAUGCGGCAUGGGUUCUUCGACUUAUGUGGCAGAAACAGGAUCUAAAGCGCCGAGAACGUGAAAAUGUGCCUAUUGGCCUUGUCGAUGGACUUCUACCGAGGGGAGCUUUCGAUCAAGAGCUUAAUGAUGACGAUACGUUUGAUUCCUCUUUUGAUUGGGUGGAUGAGCUGGACGCAUCUCGCCUUGACUGGCUAUUCAUUUGA